AUGUCGGACACCAAGAGGGACCCCAUGGUACCCGAGCUGGGCCUCUGGGAACGAGCUGAUGUUCAGCUUGGUAAGGUCACCAUACUCGCAAAUGUUCUUUAUGCUGCCAUCACUGGCGUAUUCCGGGGCAAGAGUAGUCCGAAGUUCUACUCGAGUCAUCUACUGGCCACCGCGAUUCGGACAAUGGUCGACCGGCUCUCAGUUCGCCAGAGCCAAUACAUGAAUGCCCCGACACCAGCAACAUACAAGGCCGUGAUGGAGAAACGAGGCCUACAGCCUGAGAUUGUUCCUCUACCCCAUGACACCGAGGGAUACUGGCUAGGAAACAAAGACGCAAAUAAUGUCUUGGUCUUUUUUCAUGGAGGCGGUUUCACGCUGGCCGCCACACCGGCGCAUUUUGAAUUCUGGCUGGAUCUAUUGAAGGUUGCCAAUGAGAACGGUCAUGAUAUUGCUGUCUUCUUCCCUCGAUACACACAGAGCCCAUAUGGUACUUACCCAACCCAACUGCGUCAAGCAACCGGGGCCUUGCGUUACAUCCUCAAUGAGACCGGUCGAUCCCCCGCCAACGUUGUCGUGGGCGGCGAUUCCGCAGGAGGUAAUCUGGCUAUGGCUGUUCUACUGCAUCUUUCUCACCCGCACCCGGAAAUCGAUCCCAUCUCACUAUCUACUCCGCUGGCCGGUGUGUUUGGCCUCGCGCCCUGGGUUAACUUCACUACCGACUGGCCUUCCUUCAAAGACAAUGCGUACAAGGACCUCAUCACUGAGCGGGCACUGAGCGAAUGGUCUGAGUCUUACAAUCCUGGAAAGGAAAAUGAUGCUUGGAGUGAGCCUGACCGGGCCCCUGCUGAAUGGUGGGCGGAUGCGAAGACAGAGCGCAUCUUACUUCUUGCAGGAUCGGAUGAGCUUUUGCUAUCCCCUAUCGAGUCCUUUGCGAAGAAGGUUAAGUCUGUCUUCCCAAACACUACUUAUAUUGUUGGUAGCGAUGAGGCUCACGACAUUAUAUUUUAUGGUAACCCUGGACCUGAGGGGGGUACAAACUGGCAACGAGCUCCGGCAGUGGCUUUUGUCUCGUCUGUAGACGUGGUGAACUACAUGUUCAAGUUGUUUUAG
Messenger RNA from Penicillium cosmopolitanum, 1110 nucleotides. Its product is annotated as putative 6-hexanolactone hydrolase. Gene Ontology annotation, molecular function: hydrolase activity. The transcript is spliced from 4 exons. NCBI's taxonomy places the organism in Eukaryota, Fungi, Ascomycota, Eurotiomycetes, Eurotiales, Aspergillaceae. Bases 1 to 1110 code for a protein of 369 amino acids. The record is from RefSeq and is a predicted model, not a curated record.